AUCAGCACUUCUUGGUAAUAUUUGGAUGUAUGGUCUUCUGACAUAACGUGACAAACCUGAACACGGAUGGUCAUGGCGGCGUUUCUGUCGAGUUCGGCAAAGUCGGGUGACGUGGCGGAACGCUCGCCGGCGGUGAUUUCCGCUAACCUCAAGGAGGACAUGCUGCUUCAAAAGAAGAUGGUGGUCCUCAACCGCUCCGAGCGUUCCGUGGUACAUCAGAUCAAGGUGGAUCAGAAGGUACUCUACAAGCGUUUCCAGGCGCGUCUCGUCCGCUCAAAACUCGCUCACGCGCGUCUUCUCGGACAGCGGGAAUUGGAACGGGAACUGAGAGCCCGAAAUCUUGGUGGCCUUAAUACGAACAUUGCCGGUACGUCGGAGGAAGAAUUUUUGUUCCUGGAGAAGUUGGAACAUAGACCAUGUAUGGCGUCAUCGUUUUCACCGCGCGUUGGAAUAGCUGGUAAAGGAAAGUGUUCUGAUCAGAAUAAUCACGACGCUGUUGAGCAAUUUGAUGAUAAUACUGCAGCGGAUAAUACGAACCAACCCGUACCAGGUCGGUCUGCGUCUUCGCUGGCAAGGUAUGACGAUUUACAGACUAACGCGAAACAGAAGGGUGACGGGAAAGGUGUUGCGAAGGCACUAGAAAAGGAAAGUGAGGAAUCUCAUUUAAAACUACGGCCGGCAACUACAAUGGGCAUGCGUGUUGAUGAUGAGUUUAUUAAACACAAAUUAAUGCUGCAAGCGGCAUCUUCCAAUAAAUCAAAAUCUGACAACAAACUCAGCAAAGUAACGCUCGCGUCUGAGACAGCAAUGCAUGCCCAAUUAGAAGAACCUGUAACAACUAAUUGUGAAGAAUCGAGCAGUGAAAUAACUGGCAGUGAAAACGAAAACAGUGAGGGUACUGAAACAGGCAAGGUUAAAGGUUUAAUUUUUAGUGAUCAAAUUUCACCGCAAGAGCCUCUUCGCCCCAAUACAGUUGCUCAUUUCCAUGGAUUUUCGGAAGACCAUGUGGAUCAAAUAAUUUCUAAUCUUGGUUCCCCCGCCUCACCUAAACAGAUGGACCGGAAACCAUCAAAGCAAAGUGCAGACUUCUUUCAGGAGGGAAAGAAAGUGGAUCUUGUCUCCUUGCGCCUCAAACAAGCGCGCGCGCACAAUUACUCAGAGCAAGUGAAAAAGUUCUGCACUGACUUAGAAAAUGUAUCGAAAGACAAGAAAAGUCCGGAUGUAGAUUAUUACUCCAUGCGACUGCAACUGUCACUCGCUCAUACUACGACGAGGCCGUGUGAUCGAGUACCAGGUACACCGGAAGAGGAAAACAAGCGCUCAGUUGGGGACAUUUUCGUACGCAGUCUAACCAUGCCUCAUAUAAACUGGAAUUUCACAAAUCCGAGAUAGUGUUUGGUUAUUGAUUUAUACAAAACAAUUCCAAAAAACAGACUGCUGUAGAAUUUCGCACAUUCGCGAUACUGGUAGAUUUUUCAAAAAGAAAUUCAGGUUACAUGUAUAAAAGAUGUUAUGAGUUUUCGAGAAUGGAUUGUUAAUUAAAGAAAAUGCGGGGCAAUGACUUUUCGAUCCUUAAAUGCUCUGUUGGAAGUUUUAAUGUUAUGUUUAUGGUAAAAAACGUGUCCUUGUUGAGUUAAAUGUGUUGAUACGUUCCCCUGCUGCUAGUUAGAUACUAAGUUUCCAGCCAAUAAAUAACAAUAAAGAGUACUGGGGGCCGUUUCAUAAACGUGCUUACGACAAUUUUAACUUACGAGAGAACGUUGUAAUCUUUAUAAGUAGACGAACUAGCUCGCCAUGCUCGUCAAAUAUAUACAGCGCUUAAGAUGACAAUCUAAUUAAUUAAGUACUGAAAAUGUAUUAUCAUAUGAUUUGGACUUAAGCAAUUAUGUUUCUUAGAAAAAAUGUAUCGUAUCGUAAAUGUGUACUACGAUGUUUAUUGAAACGGUCCCAUGAUGCGCAAAAAUUAAACCGCGAGAGAACGGUAGUUCAAAUUGUUUAAUAAAGAGACAGAGUUCUUUAUGCUUAAAUUAAAAAUAACAAUGUACAAACGAUAGCGCAAAAAAGUAUUUCGAUUGUGACAUGCUUUCAUGACUAUUUGUUCAAGUUUAAUGAACAUUGUGUUUUAUUAUGCAGUGCUGCGGCAAUAUACUUAUUUUCUGCGUUUUUAACGAGUGGUUUGUGAAGCUAGUCUGUUUAUAUUAUAAAAAUCAGCGAGCCUUAUGAUUAAACUUACAAAUGCAUACGUGUGAUUAAAACAUUGUCAAUUAUGAUAUUCAAAUACAUCUCUCCGUAAUAUGCCAUUGCAUCCAUUAUUGUAUGUUUUACUAAACAUGUCAAAUGUUGAAAGGGUAACGAACGACUCAAUUCAUUAACCCUGACAAACAUGCUGUUUCACAAAUAGUGUCGUAUUAACCCAUUUAUGCCUUGUGGCCUCUCCCAUCCUUCUAAAUUGGAUCAAUUAAUUUCAAAAAUUAGGGAUGUCUAGCAUAUUUAUUUCUAUAUUUAGAAUAUUUCUUACAGAAAUUUCUUUACGCAAACAGCGCAGACCCUGAUGAGACGCCAAAUCAUGCGGCGUCUCAUCUGCAAGGCCUUUUUUCUAGACGCUAGGCAUAAAUGGGUUAAGCUAGGUUUUAAACAAUCAAUCAAAGAGAAAGUUAAACAAAUAUUCUUAAAUCUUGAAAGUAAAUCAACGACAAACGACAUGAGUAAAAACAUUGUGACCUCACUUACACAACCUGCUAGUUAGUGUAACGCAAUUCAUAUAAUAUUAAAUAACUGUAAUCUGUGUUCCUAUAUUAUCUGCAAUUGUAUUG
Messenger RNA from Dreissena polymorpha, 2813 nucleotides. RefSeq lists its product as uncharacterized. NCBI's taxonomy places the organism in Eukaryota, Metazoa, Mollusca, Bivalvia, Myida, Dreissenidae. The record is from RefSeq and is a predicted model, not a curated record. The coding region runs from base 67 to 1392 and encodes 441 amino acids. The transcript has a single exon.